Molecule: messenger RNA, 1503 nt
Organism: Kluyveromyces lactis
Lineage: Eukaryota; Fungi; Ascomycota; Saccharomycetes; Saccharomycetales; Saccharomycetaceae
Product: UTP--glucose-1-phosphate uridylyltransferase
Exons: 1
Coding region: 1-1503 (500 amino acids)
Biological process (GO): glycogen metabolic process; UDP-alpha-D-glucose metabolic process
Cellular component (GO): cytoplasm
Molecular function (GO): UTP:glucose-1-phosphate uridylyltransferase activity
Source: RefSeq, a predicted model, not a curated record
AUGUCAACAGUGAAGAAGCAUACCAAAACUCAUUCCACAUACGCGUUUGAGAGCAACACAAACAGUGUUGCUGCAUCUCAAAUGAGAAAUGCAUUGAACAAAUUGGUUGAUUCGGUAAAUGAUGAUACUGUCCGUAGCAAGUUUGAGAACGAAAUGGAUUCGUUCUUUUCCCUAUUUAGGAGAUAUUUGGCUGAAAAGUCUAGUGGUAAUACUUUGGAUUGGGAUAAGAUCAAAUCCCCUAGCGCGGAUGAAGUUGUGGAUUAUAAGGUCGUUGAAUCAUCUCAGGCCGAAAACGUGUCCAACUUGGAUAAAUUGGCAGUUUUGAAGUUGAACGGUGGCUUAGGUACCUCAAUGGGUUGCGUGGGUCCUAAAUCAGUGAUCGAAGUUAGGGAUGGUAACACUUUUCUUGAUUUGUCCGUUCGUCAAAUUGAGUAUUUGAAUAGACAAUACGACUCAGAUGUUCCGUUGCUAUUGAUGAACUCAUUCAAUACCGAUGCCGACACUGAACACUUGAUCAAGAAAUACUCUGCAAACAGGAUCAGAAUUAGAUCUUUUAACCAGUCAAAGUUCCCUCGUGUUCUGAGGGAUUCUUUACUACCUGUGCCACAAUCUUUCAACGAUGCAUUAGACUCCUGGUACCCACCUGGCCAUGGUGAUUUGUUUGAGUCCUUGCAUUCUUCCGGGGAAUUGGAUGCUCUAUUGGCUCAAGGAAGGGAGAUCUUGUUUGUUUCAAACGGUGAUAACUUGGGUGCUACUGUUGAUCUCAAGAUUUUAAACCACAUGAUUGAAACUGGGGCUGAAUACAUAAUGGAAUUAACCGACAAGACAAGAGCAGAUGUCAAGGGUGGUACUUUGAUCUCAUACGAUGGCCAAGUGCGUUUGCUAGAAGUUGCCCAGGUUCCUAAGGAACAUGUUGACGAAUUCAAGAACAUCAGAAAAUUCAAGAACUUCAACACCAACAAUUUAUGGAUCAACCUAAGAGCUAUCAAGAGAUUGAUUGAAUCACAAGCAUUAUCUAUGGAAAUCAUCCCUAAUCAAAAGACAAUUACUAGAAAUGGUCACGAAAUAAAUGUCUUACAACUAGAAACCGCAUGCGGUGCUGCCAUCAGGCAUUUCAAGGGUGCCCAUGGUGUUGUUGUCCCAAGAUCAAGGUUCCUUCCUGUAAAGACUUGUUCUGAUUUAUUAAUGGUCAAAUCUGACUUGUUCUUCCUAGAACACGGUGCCUUAAAGAUCGAUCCAACAAGGUUCGGUGCAAAUCCAUUAAUCAAACUAGGUUCUCAUUUCAAAAAAGUGUCCGGGUUUAACUGCCAUAUUCCUCAUAUUCCAAAGAUUAUCGAACUAGAUCAUCUAACCAUUACUGGUAAUGUUUAUUUGGGUAAAAACGUCACUCUUAAGGGAACUGUGAUCAUUGUUUGCUCUGAAGGUCAAAGAAUUGAUAUCCCUAAUGGAUCUGUUUUGGAGAACGUUGUUAUUACUGGUAACUUACAAAUAUUAGAGCACUGA